UGUCCGCGCGGCGGCGGUGCGUGCGUUGGCGGGGUCCGCGCGCUCCGCGCAGCCGGCGGCGCUCGGACCCCCCUCAUGGCCAAGCGGCGCGCGGAGCCGCUGGUGUGUCACGUGCCCGUCAAGCGGCACCUGCGCGAGCCGCCGACCCCCGCAGCCGCGUCCGAGCGGCGGCCCCGGGGCGAAGCGGCGGGCGCCGGCCCCGCCGCCCCAAAGCGGAAGCUGGAGGAGGCGGAGGCGCCGCCGGGCAAGCGGCCCGGGCUGCGGGGCAGCAGCCCACGCGGGGAGCAGGGGGACGCGGGGGGCAGGCGGCGGCGGCGCGGCGGGCCCGCGGCGUCCCAGGAGGAGCGGACGGUGGAGGGGCGCGCCGGCGGCCGGGUCAAAGAGCGGGCCGCCGCCGCUGAGAGCCAGCAGAUAAAGCAUGACGUUUUUCAAGAGCCGUACCAAAAUGGUUAUACCAGUUUAUUUGUUAAAAAGUACUUCUGUUCGGCACCUGUUACAGCUGAGACAUUAAACAAGAAGAAUUCUGUCAGUAUAACUCAUUCCUGUAUUGGAGAGCACCACUGCCUACUAUUGAUUUGUCUGAUAUUCAGAACCUGGAUGGAGAGACUCCACCAGAAGCUAAAACUCCUUCAAAGACUGAUACCAUGGAGACUGAAAUGGAGACGUGAUCAACUGUUUCAUAGUUGUACAUCUGCUCGCAGGAAACUCGUUUCCAUUUGGAUUCAGAUUUUUCUACUUGGGAGAAGAAUAAGCGUGCUUCUGCCUUCUUGAAGAAACAGUGUUCUGUCAGUCUGAAAAAGCAAGUCUGAGUUGUCUAAGUGGAUGGGAUAAUAACUCAUAUUAGGUACUUAAUAGUAAGCUUUCUGGAGGUGUACAGUGUGGAGGAGUCUAUGAUGUCUAGCAAGGAUGCUUGAAAACAUGGAGGCAGUCUAAAAGAAGACUACAGAAAUUGAGAACUUUGGGAUGCAAUUAAAAGAAAUGGGUGGAUAUGUUACAUGGCAAAAGGAAAUGGAGAAUCAUUUUACCUGUCCUGAAUAGAAAGAUGUAGCUGUGGUAUCUGAAAGCGAAAUAUUUAUCUUCUGAAUUUCAUCAUAAGACACAUAAACUGUAGUGAUUUUUAGUGGGUUUUUUCCAAGUGAUAGCUAAACUGAAAAAUAAGAGCCUACCAAAAUCAGACACAACAUUCCCGUUUCUAUGCAAACCAAAAACAAGUGUGUCAGGGAGAGGGAAGGAAAAGGGGAUAUUUUCUUCUGUAAGCUGCCAAUGUUUUGAAAGUUUUUCACAUUCUCCUUGUGAAAACGUUUUUUCACCUUCUCCUUUUCACAUUACCCAAAGCAGUAGGCAGCCAGCUUUUAGGUUUUUGGUCCGUUCUCAAAUUAAUGCUAUUCUUAUCUUUGUGAUGUUAAGCCCUGAACCAGUCGGUAGCAUCGAAAUGACAGGUGUUUGCAGAUACAUCAAGAAAACUUAAUGCAAUAUAAAAUUGCCACAUACACUUUUUCAAACUUAACUGAGGUGUAGUUUUUGCACACUGUAGAUCUUGAGAAAAAAUUUUUACAGAAGUUCAUUGAGUUUGGGUUUUUUUGAUGUGAAAUAUGAACUUAAUACUUGUCAUUUGUAAUUUAUUUACCAGUUGAAGUACAAUUAAAAAUACUUGUCUUUAAUAAUAGAUGCUGAAGUUGUAUGGGUAGAAUGUCAGACUUUGCAAAUGUGAUUUGUCUUUAAGGACAGCAAACACUGUAUUUUUGUUGAAAUCACCAUUGAAGAAAGCAGCUUGUGAAUUUUUUUUUUUUUUUUUUUUUUUUUAGUAUGUGUUUGCUGAAGGA
Messenger RNA from Tyto alba (common barn owl), 1823 nucleotides. RefSeq names its product chromosome unknown C9orf40 homolog (gene CUNH9orf40). The transcript is spliced from 3 exons. Lineage: Eukaryota; Metazoa; Chordata; Aves; Strigiformes; Tytonidae. Bases 76 to 771 code for a protein of 231 amino acids. The record is from RefSeq and is a predicted model, not a curated record.